UCAAGAUUUAAUUUCCUUAAUGAAAUAUGAAAAUUUAAUCUUCAAUAGAAUUGUAUAUUACAUUUUCCGACAUUGUGAUACAAGAAGUUCGGCCGCCAUGACAGUUUAGACUACUUUUUAAGUUUCAUAUAUCUUGUGUGUGAUACAAUAUAAAUUUAUAUAAUAUAAUGACAUAAUUAUUAACUUUCGUGAAAAUAUAUUAUAAAUAUAAAGAAAAAUAUGACUUUUCAAGUAUAUAAUUAUUCAAUAUUCUACAAUAAUCAAUGAUUUUAGCUCGAAAGAUUAAAUUCAUCGUUAGUGCAGCUCAAAAUCAGAUUAUAUAUAAUUUCAUCACAUUCGUAUAACUACGCUAUAUCACUGAAGAUGGCGCAAGGGUUCAACAAGCAGUUUUGCACCGGUAAAGAUUCAAUGAAAUACUUACGAAGAAGAUCGAAACGCGCUGAUACAAACAUUAAACAAGUCAAAUCUUUCGAUACGUCGAUGGUAAAAAGUAAAGAAGAUUUUAUGAAUAUAAUAGGACUCGGAAUGAAAGGGUCAUUGAAAAAAGAUAAUGUUAAAGAAAAUAAUAACGUGAUUGUUAUGAAGAAAAUUAAAAUAAGUCCAUUGACUAUGUUAAAUCUAAAAAAAUGCAGUGUAGUUAUUGUUGCUGAAAGGUGUUCAAUUUGUAAAUUACCAUUUAAAUGUAUAAGUGAUGUUGUGUUUCACAAAAUUAUGAGACACGGAAAUGAUCCUGUUGUAAACGAUAGUUUUUUAUCAAAUCUCUUUACGAAGAAACAGUGUUUCAACAUUCGAAGAAAAAGAUUGCAAAAUACUAACAACAACAAUAAUCUGUUUCGUCUUAAAUUAAGAAUUGGCGAAGAGAUUAUUUCAGAAAUUAGUAUGAAUCGUAAACACUUGAAAGUUCCAAAUUCUUCUUCCUUUUUGCCAAAAAUAAAGGCUGUUAAGAGUCAAAAAAAUGAUGAUUCUAUUACGUUUAAAAAUGAUUCUAAAAGUAAUAUCGUUGGUAUUGAUUCUUUUGACUCGACUAGGAAUCAUUAUAAGGACUAUGUUGUAGACGUUCAACCCUUCCAUCGUAUACAAACGUUCUAUGAUUCCCCAUUAAAUGAAGACUGUCGACAGAAUGAUUGUAGAAAUCGUUCAAAACUUUCUUUAGAUGUUAAAAAUAAGAAUUUAACAUUUAGUAAUAAUGAGACUGUAUUUUCCACGAAAUUAUCCUGUGUGCGUUCUUUAUCCGAAGAUAAUAUAAUAAAUAAUAAUAAUAAUUCUAAUAUAUCAAAUAAUAUCGCUACAUUUGAUAAAGAAAAUACUUUGAACAAAAUACAAUCAGUUAAAAGAGUUUGUAACGUUAAUCCAUCUUUAGAAGCUACUGAAAUGCAUUUAACUUCGUGUACAGAAAAUGAGAACAAAAAUAAGAAAGAUGAUAAUGAUGAUGAUGAAGAAAUACAGGAGAUACUUCGUAUUACGAGAAGAAGACGGACAAAUAAUAACAACGAGAAUAUCAGAUACAGGUUGGAUCCUCCUAUAAAUGAAGAUUCAUUGUUAUUUGAUCCAGAGGAUGAAUUAACUAUCAUGAGAGAGAAGAGAUACCAUACUAUGAUAUACUAUCACAAUUCUUUUCGUCAUUUGAUUCCAUAACAACUGAAUUAUUUGAGUCUGGCAGUAGUAUUGAACUUGGGUUCAGUAAAGGCGUCAGAAAUAGAACAAAUUUAGCUUUAAAAGUCUAUUAUCAUUUUUGUAUUAUAAAUUGAUGUAGCGU
Molecule: messenger RNA, 1756 nt
Organism: Polistes dominula (European paper wasp)
Lineage: Eukaryota; Metazoa; Arthropoda; Insecta; Hymenoptera; Vespidae
Source: RefSeq, a predicted model, not a curated record